This is a messenger RNA of Acinonyx jubatus (cheetah), 1699 nucleotides long. Its product is annotated as sodium- and chloride-dependent creatine transporter 1-like. The transcript has 9 exons. Bases 2 to 1579 code for a protein of 525 amino acids. Gene Ontology annotation, cellular component: membrane. Gene Ontology annotation, biological process: sodium ion transmembrane transport. The record is from RefSeq and is a predicted model, not a curated record. Lineage: Eukaryota; Metazoa; Chordata; Mammalia; Carnivora; Felidae.
AAUGGCUGCGGGCUUGGGCCGGGGGCCCGGGGGCCCAGGGGGGCCCAGCUGGACCCGAGGGCAGCGGCACGGGGGAGCACCGCCCCGGCGACAGCUCCCCGGUCGCUUUGCCCUCUGCUGCGGCAGCCCUGACGGGCUGUCCCUCCCCCAGGAACAAAGUCUUGCGGCUCUCGGGGGUGGGGGGCUGGACGUGCCAGGGGCCCUCAACUGGGAGGUGACCCUGUGUCUGCCGGCCUGCUGGGUGCUGGCCUACUUCUGUGUCUGCAAGGGGGUCAAGUCAACAGGAAAGAUCGUGUACUUUACGGCUACCUUCCCCUGCGUGGUCCUCGUCGUGCUGUUGGUGCGGGGAGUGCUGCUGCCCGGCGCCCUGGAUGGCAUCAUCUACUAUCUCAAGCCUGACUGGUCGAAGCUGGGGUCCCCUCAGGUGUGGAUAGAUGCCGGGACCCAGAUUUUCUUUUCUUACGCCAUCGGCCUGGGCGCCCUCACGGCGCUGGGCAGCUACAACCGCUUCAACAACAACUGCUACAAGGACGCCAUCAUCCUGGCCCUCAUCAACAGCGGGACCAGCAUUUUCGCUGGCUUCGUGGUCUUCUCCAUCCUGGGCUUCAUGGCCACAGAGCAGGGCGUGCACAUCUCCAAGGUGGCGGAAUCAGGGCCCGGCCUGGCCUUCAUCGCCUACCCCCGGGCCGUCACGCUGAUGCCUGUGGCCCCCCUCUGGGCUGCCGUGUUUUUCUUCAUGCUGGUGCUGCUCGGCCUGGACAGCCAGGGGCGUGGCCUGAGUGCCCGGCCACGGUUUGUAGGUGUGGAAGGCUUCAUCACCGGCCUGCUCGACCUCCUCCCGGCCUCCUACUACUUCCGUUUCCAAAGGGAGAUCUCCGUGGCCCUCUGCUGCGCCCUCUGCUUUGUCAUCGACCUCUCCAUGGUGACUGAUGGCGGGAUGUACGUCUUCCAGCUGUUUGACUACUACUCGGCCAGCGGCACGACCCUGCUGUGGCAGGCCUUCUGGGAGUGCGUGGUGGUCGCCUGGGUGUACGGAGCCGACCGCUUCAUGGACAACGUCGCCUGCAUGAUCGGGUACCGCCCCUGCCCCUGGAUGAAAUGGUGCUGGUCCUUCUUCACCCCGCUGGUCUGCAUGGGCAUCUUUAUCUUCAACGUGGUGUACUACAAGCCGCUCGUCUACAACAACACCUACGUGUACCCGUGGUGGGGCGAGGUCAUGGGCUGGGGCUUCGCGCUCUCCUCCAUGCUGUGUGUGCCCCUCCACCUCCUGGGCUGCCUCCUCAGGGCCAAGGGGACCGUGGCUGAGGUCGGUCCCCUGCACCCCCUCUUCCCUGCACGACUCCCUCCUUCCCUCCCUCCCUCCCUCCCUCUCACCCACCGGAUCAAGGCGUUUCCUCCCAAGUGCCCCUUCUCCCACCCACUACUAGGAUGUAGCAUCACGCUAGGAGUCUCUGGGCCAGAAGUCUCUGGGCCGGCCCACAGGGGGGUGGAUGGAAGGAACGCUGAGCCUCCAGGUCCCGAGGUCAUGGCAGGGGGAGGAGAGAGAGGUCUGUCCCUAGCCCCUGCCCCGUUUCCCUAGGACAGAGUGUGGGGUGUGGUCAGUGCCUGUGGGAGGGGCCCCGGACCCCCACCCGCGGCAGGUGGUGGGAAAACUCCAAACUCCUGCGCAGCCGACUUCAGUCCUGAGGGGACACGCCCA